GGGUGGUCCCGGGUCAGGGCGAUAAAUAGGAGGGACCGGCUCCGCUGCGAGCACGAGAGGAGCUGGGCUCGGAGCAAGCGGGACUGCGGAGUAGAAACCAGCCCCCGAACUCAGAGAGAACCCGAAAAACUCUGAAGACGUCUGCUGCGUUUUAGGGGAGAGACCUGUUGGAGUUUACUGCUGACACCCAGCUUUCGCUUUUCCGUUAACGAAAGAACGUUUCUUACAACCAGACAGACCUGCACAGAACUUUUUUUAUCGAGUAUUGCACUGGAUUUGAUUGGUUUUUAGAUUUUUUUUAGGUACUUAGGUAAUUUUGUGGAAGUUCAAAGACUCUGGGUUUGUAGCUUGUAGUGGAAAACAAUUUCAAAGGAUUUACGCGUUUCUUCCUAGAGACAAUUAUUAUUUCAUAUUCUCAUUCGGAUUUUUAAAGUUUUAUAAUGUGGCUUUUAGGCGUUUCCAUGUGCGUGGUUGCGUGCGUCAGCGUGGCGCACGGCGCCUGGGAGGAGAGCACCGUGGUGCCGGUCAGACUCGAUCCAAGCGGCCGCUCAGAGCCGUGGCGGACUCUUUCCGCAGACGAGAAGGAGAAGGAGGCGGAGAUGCGAGUUUACCGCUUGGACGUAUUUGGCGAGGAGCUCGUGCUGAGGCUCGAACCCGACCAGACGUUCUUGGCACCGGGCUUCGUCUUCCACGUUGUCGCCGCCCCCGAGUUCAAACCCAGCCCGGAGCCCCGGAGCGGCGCCGAACCGGGCUGCUUCUUCUCGGGGACCGUGAACGGAGAGGAAUACUCCGCCGCCGCGCUCAACCUGUGCCACGGGCUCGCGGGCGGAUUCUACUUUCGGGGCGAAGAGUACUUCAUCCAGCCCCGCAACGCGAGCGCGCGCCCGGGUGCCGAGGGCGACGUGCACGUGAUCCGCCGCAGAGGUCGCGCACCUUUGGCCGACGAGGGCAGCUCCAAGUGCGGCGUCAACGAGGACGAGGAGAGGGUGCCAAAGAAUCUGGACGAGGAAGCCAAGCGGGACGCGAGUAGAGCGGGCGACACCGCCCACCACAGGAGCAGGCGCUUCGUCUCCACCCCGCGCUACCUGGAGAUCAUGCUGGUGGCCGACCAGUCCAUGGCCGAGUUCCACGGCGCCGGGCUCAAGCCCUACCUGCUGACCGUCAUGGCGGUGGCGUCGCGCCUCUACCGCCACCCCAGCAUCCACAACUCCAUCAGCUUGGCGGUGGUGAAGCUGCUGGUGGUCUACGAGGAGGAGCGGGGCCCCCAGGUGUCGUCCAACGCCGCCUUGACCCUGCGCAACUUCUGCCAGUGGCAGAAGCAGCACAACCCGCCGAGCGACCGCCACCCGGAGCACUACGACACCGCCGUGCUGUUCACCAGGACGGACCUGUGUGGAGCGCACUCCUGCGACACUCUGGGCAUGGCAGACGUCGGCACCGCGUGCGACCCGGACAGGAGCUGCUCCAUUAUUGAGGACGACGGGCUGCAGGCGGCUUUUACUGUGGCGCAUGAGCUCGGCCACGUCUUCAACAUGCCCCACGACGACGCCCAGCUGUGCUCCAGUGUCAACGGGGACCACUGGGGCUCCCACAUGAUGGCGUCCACGCUCUCCAACCUGGACCAGCGGCAGCCGUGGUCGCCCUGCUCCGCCCUCAUGGUCACCACCUUCCUGGACAACGGCCACGGGCAGUGCCUGCUGGACAAGCCGGUCAAGCCUCAGCCCCUCCCCCAGCCCCUGCCCGGCUCGGUCUACGACGCCGACCACCAGUGCCGGCUCACCUUCGGCGAGGACUCCCAGCACUGCCCCGACCUGAGCACCACCUGCGCCGCUCUGUGGUGCACGGUGACCACGUCCAACGGUUUGCUGGUGUGCCAGACGAAGAACUUCCCGUGGGCCGACGGGACCCCGUGCGGGCACGACAGCUACUGCCUGGCCGGCCAGUGUCUCACCAAGAGUGAGGCUGCCAAGCACCAGAGUCCAGUGAAUGGCGGAUGGGGAGUGUGGGGCCCCUGGGGCGACUGCUCCCGCACCUGUGGUGGGGGGGUGCAGUAUUCCUUCCGGGCCUGCGACAGCCCUUUGCCCAAGAGUGGGGGAAAGUACUGCGAGGGCAAGAGGAUCCAGUACCGCUCCUGUAACACAGAAGCCUGCCCCGACGCCGACGGCCUGUCGUACCGCGAGGAACAGUGCCUGGCCCACAACGACAUGUCGGCCCAGGUGUCUCUGGGUUCAGGCGAUGGUGUGGAGUGGGUGCCCAAGUACGCGGGCGUGUCACCCAAAGACCGCUGUAAGCUGGUGUGCCGGGCCAAGGGGACGGGAUACUUCUUCGUCCUCAAAUCUAAGGUGGCGGAUGGCACACCCUGCAGCCCCGACUCCACCUCCGUUUGUGUUCAAGGCCAGUGCGUCAAGGCCGGGUGCGACCGCGUCAUCGGUUCCAGCCGGCGCUUCGAUAAGUGCGGCGUGUGCGGAGGAGACGGUUCCACCUGCAAGAAGGUGUCCGGCUCUCUGGAUCACGCCAGGCCCGGUUACCAAGAUGUUGUUACCAUCCCUGCUGGCGCCACCCAUCUGGACAUCAAGCAACGCGCCCCCGGCAACGGUCGUCAAGACAACAGCUACUUGGCGGUGCGCCGCCAGGACGGGACCUAUCUGUUGAACGGCGACUACAAACUGAUGACCAUGGAGACCGACAUCACCCUACGAGGGGGCCUGCUGCGGUACAGUGGCUCGUCUACCUCCCUGGAGCGCCUCCGGAGCUUCUCCCCGCUCCCGGAGCCCCUCACCAUCCAGGUGCUGUCUGUUGGGGAAUCUCCGAGACCUCGAGUCAAGUACAGCUACUUCGCCCCCAGGCCCAACCCUACCGUCCGCCGGCAGUCCAUUAAUGCCAUCCGCGAGGUGGGAGGAGCCGAGUGGACCUUGAGGGAGUGGGGUCCCUGCUCGCAGACCUGUGGAGAAGGCACUCAGCAGAGGGAAGUGGUGUGCGUGGACCCCCACGGUCGUCCUUCCAGAGACUGUCCCGAGGAGCUGCGCCCCUUGGCCUCAAGGUCCUGUGCCUCGCAGCCCUGUCCCACUUGGCUUCUAGGAGAGUGGUCGGUAUGCUCCAAGACCUGCGGCCGAGGCUUCCGCAAGCGCCCGCUGCACUGCCUCGGCCACGACGGGCGCACGCUGACCCACGAGAGCUGCGACCCCAAGGGCCGGCCGCGCCCCCUACUGGAACUGUGCAAUCAGGCUGCCUGUUAAAGACUGCUUCCACAAUCCUAACCUCCAGUGAUCCAGCCAGUGUUCAGAGCGAAAUACGAACGCCACCGCCUCCGACGAGGCCAAUGAAUGUUUACAUCUGGCGCUAACGGCACCGCGGCAACCACGGCGGCCACAUCCGAUGACGUUUACCUUGUCCUCCGGUCACAUCUGGGGCGAAUGCAGCGAAAGCCUUUUAAGCCUUUUGUUGAGGGGAAGAGAGGAAGAGUGAACAUUCCUGGUCGCCUUUAAGAGCACGCUGCUCAUCAUGCCAAUGUCAUGCUUGUGUGUGUGUCUGACAUGAGAUUGUGUGAAUGUUUUUUUUUUGAUUGUUUGAAGCUUGUAUAUAAUGUUUGUCCAAGCUGGGCUGGACAGACCCACAUGGGGGUUAACGCAGAGUAUAUAAAGAAGCACGUAUAAGAGAAUAGCUCCUAUUCUACUUGGUCGUCCCAUCAGGUAUGGAAAGUGAGAAAGCUCAUAGUCAUAGUGUUUAUGUUCAAACUUGCCAGUCUACAUUUAUUUAUCACAAACCUGUAGCACUUCUUUUUUGUUUUUGCCAGCGGCACAUUGUAACAGCCAGUUGUCUCUAAAUGCCUCAGUACACCUUUGUCCUUUAGCCAUACCUUGCCGUCGUCCACACAGCCGGCAAUGAGGGAACUUGUUAAAAGACCAAAGAAGAGUGUGUGAGUGUGUGGAGACCUGUAGAGGGACUUGUCUCCUGCUACUACUUCAUAAGUAAGUCUCUCCUGCCUUCCGCGAAGGCACCCUGAUUUUUUUCUAGCAAGUUUUUUUUUUCUCUUUUGUACAGAAUAUCCAAACAUUAUUUAUUUUUGUACAGCCUGUUUAAUGUAAUCUUGUGGCUUAAAAAAAACAUUAUUGUUUAUUUGUCAUUGAGAUCACAAAAGGAAUUAGAGUAUAUAGAGUAUUUAUACAUUGUUAUAUAUAUAUAUAUAUAUA
Molecule: messenger RNA, 4190 nt
Organism: Betta splendens (Siamese fighting fish)
Lineage: Eukaryota; Metazoa; Chordata; Actinopteri; Anabantiformes; Osphronemidae
Gene: adamts1
Product: ADAM metallopeptidase with thrombospondin type 1 motif, 1
Exons: 8
Coding region: 441-3236 (931 amino acids)
Biological process (GO): extracellular matrix organization; proteolysis
Cellular component (GO): extracellular matrix
Molecular function (GO): zinc ion binding; metalloendopeptidase activity
Source: RefSeq, a predicted model, not a curated record